Messenger RNA from Otolemur garnettii (small-eared galago), 3089 nucleotides. RefSeq names its product LHFPL tetraspan subfamily member 3 (gene LHFPL3). The transcript is spliced from 3 exons. Gene Ontology annotation, cellular component: plasma membrane. Gene Ontology annotation, biological process: sensory perception of sound. The record is from RefSeq and is a predicted model, not a curated record. Bases 112 to 816 code for a protein of 234 amino acids. NCBI's taxonomy places the organism in Eukaryota, Metazoa, Chordata, Mammalia, Primates, Galagidae.
CUGGGCUGAGGCGGAGGCAGGGGAGUUGCAGCGCGCGAGGCUCAGUGAGUGUGUCUCCUGCGCGCGGAGAGGCGGGGGAGGCGGAGGACCAGGAGGAGGAGGAGGGGGAGAAUGCCCGGAGCCGCCGCCGCUGCCGCCGCCGCCGCGAUGCUGCCGGCUCAGGAGGCUGCCAAGCUGUACCACACCAACUAUGUGCGGAACUCGCGGGCCAUCGGCGUGCUGUGGGCCAUCUUCACCAUCUGCUUUGCCAUCGUAAACGUGGUGUGCUUCAUCCAGCCCUACUGGAUCGGCGACGGCGUGGACACCCCGCAAGCCGGCUAUUUCGGGCUCUUCCACUACUGCAUCGGGAACGGCUUCUCCCGGGAGCUGACCUGCCGGGGCAGCUUCACGGACUUCUCCACGCUGCCCUCGGGCGCCUUCAAAGCCGCCUCCUUCUUUAUCGGCCUCUCCAUGAUGCUCAUCAUCGCCUGCAUCGUUUGCUUUACCCUCUUCUUCUUCUGCAACACGGCCACGGUGUACAAGAUCUGUGCCUGGAUGCAGCUCACCUCCGCUGCCUGCCUGGUGCUUGGCUGUAUGAUCUUCCCUGAUGGCUGGGAUUCCGACGAAGUAAAGCGGAUGUGUGGAGAAAAGACGGACAAGUACACUCUCGGGGCCUGUUCAGUCCGCUGGGCAUACAUCUUGGCUAUUAUUGGAAUUUUGGAUGCCCUGAUCCUCUCAUUUCUAGCGUUUGUGCUUGGUAACCGGCAAGACAGCUUGAUGGCAGAGGAGCUGAAGGCAGAAAACAAAGUUCUGCUAAGCCAAUAUUCUCUAGAAUGAGCACAAAACAAAUCGAAUAACAGCUAAACAAAUUGAAUAACAGCUUUUAUACAUCAACAUCAAGAAGGAAGACGCUUGAGAGAGAUCAGAGUACAGAGAUGAACAUGGACAAGAGUGAAACAUUCACCUAUCAAAGCACCUUCUAAAUCUAGAUCAGCAGAGAUGGGCGUGACUUUCUGGAAAGAGAUGCAAUCGUGGAUUCCAUGCCAACUCACUGGAAACCGUCAUUGGAUAAGAUCAUGAAAAAGUCAUAUUCAGGAAACAUUUGAAGGAGGAGGAAUAUAAAUGUGCGGGAAUUUACGUGUAAAAUACAUAAGUACUGAGGUUUGUAAACUGUCCUUUUAAUCAAACUGAAAACAAAAAGCUUUACUCUUUCAAUAGAAUUUUAAGAAAGGCAGUUAGGCUAAAUUAUUCCUAUCUCAAUAGCCAAGAGGCUGAUCAAGCAUCAUUUAUUAAGGGAGCAUCUUAGAAAAUGCCUCUGAAUGUUUUCACAGGAGCCGUGACCUUUGAUUCCUCAUCCCUACCUGUCAUUUAUUUCGCUGUGUAAUAAGUUAUAACCACUCAGUUAUUAAGAAAUGUAACACUCUAAAUUUUUACCCAGUCUGUGUUCCAUUUAAUCUGUCCGUUCAGAGUUAUUACUGAGAAAGUGUUUCUGACAUAUACCAUUGCUCCAUCAAGCUGUAUAUUACAGGAAGUACAUCUUUACAUUAUAGGUUCCCAAGCAACAUAGUUGUCCCUAUCUUUCAGGAAACAGCAUCAAGGAACUCUGAAAAAUAUAGAAAGGUCACUUUCACCUUGGAUGCUUACAUGUACUAUAUAGGCUACUAUCAGAUGAAUACUCUGUUCUAAUUCUCCUUAGUAUAUGCAUAGGAAUUUAAUAUGCAUUAUAAAUAACUUAUCUAAAAUAUAUCCUUUUUAUAUUUCUUUGUUAUACAUGUUAUCAGAAAUCUAUAUCUUUUAUGUCCCUUACUGACAGGCACUCAUUUUUUUAAAUCAUUUCAUUAAACAUAUUUCUAAAAGAUAGUAAGUGGUACUAACAAAAUAAAUAAUAAUUUAAUAGCCUUAGAAAUAAAUGACUAUAUGCUUAUAUAGAUCAAAGACACUCUAUAGGAAUAAGUUACCCUUUUAUUGACUAAUGUUGGUUUCAAAAAUACUCAGAUUCUUUUUAGUUAGCUGAUUUCUGGCUGUAGUUACAUCUAACCAGUUGUCUUCAACAAUCUUUUGCUUACAGGCUUCCUUCACCACAUAUCCUGCCAGUAUUCAACAACAGAGAAAUAUUUAAAGUUGAAAUAGCCAAUUGCCUGAGAGUGAACACAAGCUAAAAUUUACAUCAAGGAUAGUUAGUGGAAGCCAAACCAUGUUCUAUACCUGAGCAGAAAGCAUAGACAUAUAGAAUUCUCUCAUUCAUAGAUUCAAAAUUAAGAUUAAAUCAGCAUAUGUCACUAAAACAUCAGACAGAAGAUAACACAAGAAUUGAUACGGAUCUGGGGUGAUUGCCCUGAUCCUCUCUCUGUUAGGACCACACUCGUAUUCUAGCCAAAUGUAUCUGAUACUAGCCAUCUUUUCACAAAUGGCUAAAAGUAAAUUACUGGCACACUCAAAGGAGUAAAACCCAAUUCACAGAGAUGAUGCUUUUCUAAAGAACCAAAUUAAGGGCAUACUUAUUAUCCAUAACUAAAGUAUUAGUCAUUCUGGGAGUUAUUUGUUGCUUUAAGUUUUAGCUCUCUACUGGAUUCAUAACACCCUACUUACUAAAUUUAAUUACACACAACUUUUCAAGAAUUCAUCUUUGGUUUAAAGGGAGAUACCUCUCUGCUUUAUCUAUAAUAAAAACAAAAGGUAUUGGCUGUCUCUAAUCCAUAUAAAUUACAGAGUCCACUGGGAGUCCUGCCUCACUCAUAGUGGUAUUAACAAAAAUUAAAAAGUACUUCCUAUCCACAUGCAAAUGUUUUUAAAAAGUUUUUGCCAUAAAACCUAAGUGUAAUUUAGCAUACCACAGUGCUCUGAAGAUGGGUCAUUGAUGAUGUACCAUUUGUACAUAGGUAAUACACAUGUAAAUCACUAAAUGUUAACUAAGUAUAAGAAGUAUGUUUUUAUCUUUUUUAAAAACAAAAAAAAAUGUGACUCCCUUUCUCAUUCUGUUCUGUUGUAUUGCGUCCAAAAGUUGUGUGUAAUUUUUUUAAGGUCCAGGAAAUGUAAAGAAAUUUGUUGGGAUAUCUGAAUUUCUGUAAAAAAAAAAAACAAAAAUAAAAAUAAGAUUUUGUUACUUAAAA